Molecule: messenger RNA, 2300 nt
Organism: Humulus lupulus (European hop)
Lineage: Eukaryota; Viridiplantae; Streptophyta; Magnoliopsida; Rosales; Cannabaceae
Exons: 6
Coding region: 52-2049 (665 amino acids)
Molecular function (GO): protein binding
Source: RefSeq, a predicted model, not a curated record
AGCAUCGGUGGUGUUAGCCGAAGAGGCCAGCUAGUUGUCGCGUGUAGAUCGAUGUCGUUAUUAAAAGGAGAAUAUUAUACUGAAAGGCGAAAUGAUGACAUUAAAGAAUUGUUGUUCACAAACAGCAUGAAAGGCCGGUGGGAGGAGGUUAUUAAGGCCUAUGAGCAGAACCCUUACGCUUGUGUGGCAAAGAUCACAAGAUCGGGAGACACUGCUUUGCACAGAGCUGUGUCCGAUUCCCAAACUGAUGUUGCAUUGCAACUGCUCCAAUAUUGUUUUCAACACCAAGCUGAUGUUUUCGCAUAUAUGCGAAACGAUGAAGGAAAUACGCCUCUCCAUUUAGCAGCUGCUCUUGGAAACUUGAAAAUAUGCCAAGCAAUUGCCCCCACACAGCCCGACGUUCUCGGGGUUCGUAACAGGUUCGGUGAGACCCCAGUUUUCUUGGCAGCCCUUCAUGGCAAAGACGAUGUUUUCAGUUAUCUUCAGGUAGACGAGCGCGAAGAAUAUUAUAGAAGAAGUAACGGGGAUAACGUUCUUCAUGUGGCUAUCUUCUUUGAAUUCUUUGGUAUGGCAUAUAAGAUCAUCCAGCAGUGGCCGGCUUUUGUUGACAGUGUGAACGAGCGUGGCGUGACUCCGCUUCACGUUCUAGCCAGUAAGCCCGAUGCAUUCAGAAGCAGCAGUCGGCUGGGACGUUUUCACCGCAUCGCCUACUCUUUGUUAGUUGCGGAUGAUGAGGACAAGGAAGCAAAAAAUACAGCCAAGUUGGUUGUGCAUGUCGAUCGUCACAACCAAACACAAGAUGCAAGGGAGGAUGACCAUUUAGAGAUCGAAACAGAGAGGGGAUGGUCUACUUGGAAUCUAUUCCCACCGAAUUAUGCUUGGUUUGUUUCAUUCUUCAAGUUAAUGAUGAAGGCUCUGAUUGUUAUCUUCCUCGGAUUCGGAUUUGAUUGGAGGAUAAAAAAAUUGGAGAGAAAGAGAGAGUUACACAGAUGGGCUAAACGUGUUAUGGAUGAAAUGGUAAACCGAAGUACUUUAUACAAGUAUAUGAUUCGCGGUGGAGAGAAUCCUGGUCUCGAAGAAGACAUAUAUUUAUAUAAUCUCCCUUCUGAAGAACAAAUGGGUAUAGAAAGAGUACCACCAGUUAUGGAUACACCAAUAUUGAUUGCGGCAAGGAAGGGAGUGUGUGAGAUGGUAGAGAAAAUCCUAGAUGAAUUUCCAAUGGCAAUCGAAGACUCCGACCAAGAUGGAAAGAAUGUGGUGUUGUUGGCCAUUGAGAAUCGACAUCCCCAACUUUAUAUAUUUUUGUUGAACAAGUACGCUAAAAACACAGCCAUUUUGCAUAAACUUGAUAAAAAGGGGAACAGCGCACUUCACAUGGCCGCUAAGUGUCAGGACAAUUGGUCUUGGCUUAUUCCUCGUAGUUUGGUUCAAAUGCAUCAAGAAUUAAAAUGGUACAAGUUCGUCAAAAGCACGAUGCCACAGGAUUUCCUUUUACGCGUAAACUUUGAGAGAGAGACCCCUAAGGAGGCUUUCAUCAAGUCGCAUGAAAAACUCAUCAAAGACGUGAACGAAUGGCUCAACAGGGUGUCCGAGUCGUGCUCCGUUGUGGCGGCGCUUGUGGCGUCUGUGGCUUUCGCGACGGCAUCGACUAUACCUGGUGGCACUAUGUCUGAUAAAGGAGUGCCAACUCUCUGGGGAAGACCAGCGUUCGAUGUGUUUGGCCUCGCAUCGAUUGUGGCUUUCUGCUCCUCGGUGACCUCGCUGGUAUUUUUCCUAUCCAUGCUCGCCUCUCGGUACCAAUACGCUAAGGACUUCCCUUUGAAACUUUUUUUAGGUUUCUCGACACUCUUCAUAUCCAUAGCUUCCUUGGUCACUUCUUUUCUUUCCGGAAUAGUUUUCGUCAUUGACGAGAGUCAUAGGCAUGUGGCGUAUGCUCUGUACGGGGCAUUGUGCCUUCCGAUGGUUUAUCUUGCUCUGAAACAGUUGUCCCUCUAUCUUGAUCUCCUUGGCUCCCUCAUUCUAAGACUUCCAAAGUAUGGUCAGCAGUAACUAAUGCGCUUUAUUUGGAAAUGGAGAGUGGGAUUUGAAUAAAGCUCAAAAAGCUAUUGACAAACUUCGAUAAAUAGCAAGGUCUCACAUUUGUUUGAAGCUUUGCAUGCUUGGAAGCAUCGAUUGUUUUCUUCAAUAAUAAUAAUAAUAAUAAUAAAGAAGUUUGGAUAAUGAUGGUGUGGAUAUAUUAUGUGCCAAAACCAGUUUGUUUUGUACUGUAAUGAGGUUUAUUACACAUUUUCAUUUUAUAA